AUGGACUCUGGACCUAUUCUCGAUGAGAUUGUUAUCGGCCGCGUCAGAGAGUUCACGGAAUUCUUAGAUCCCAACGACAACGAUGCGCGAAGCUACACAGAUGCGGUAAAACUGAUGCUCAACCGAGGGGAGCGACGCCUACCGGUCAACAUAGAUGAGAUUCGCAAUCAUAACAGGGAGCUUGCGGAGGGACUCUUGAACUCCCCGUUUGAGUAUCUUCCAGCCCUGGAUAGAGCAUUGAAAGAGCUUGCUUUAACACAGAGGGACCGCCAACGUCACACUAUCACCGAAGAAACUGUUUUUUAUGCCGCGUUGACGGGAAGCUUCGGAGAAUAUGCGGUUAAUCCGAGAACACUAAGCUCGAAGCAUCUCAACCAUCUUGUUUCCCUUGAGGGAAUUGUUACUCGAUGCUCACUCGUAAGACCUAAAGUAGUCAAAAGUGUUCACUAUAACGAAGCGCAAAAGUUAUUUAUGUGGCGCGAGUAUAAGGACCAGACAAUGUCGGUCAAUGCACCGGCUUCUUCAAGUGUCUACCCUACCGAAGACGAUAAGGGAAAUCCGCUCACCACAGAAUAUGGGUAUUGUACUUAUCGAGACCACCAAACGAUCUCCAUACAGGAAAUGCCAGAACGUGCCCCUGCUGGACAGCUCCCUCGUAGUGUAGAUGUUAUCAUGGAUGAUGAUCUCGUUGAUCGAGUGAAGCCUGGUGAUCGUAUCCAGUUGGUGGGACUUUACCGCUCUCUUGGUAACAGAAAUGCUGGACAGGGUAGUUCGACUUUUCGAACGCUCUUGAUCGCCAAUAAUAUCAUUUUGCUCUCAUCUAAGGCUGGUGGAGGAAUAGCGCAAGCCACAAUUACCGACACCGACAUUCGUAACAUCAACAAAAUCUCAAAAAAGAAGAACAUUUUUAGCUUGCUCUCUCAAUCUUUGGCGCCCAGCAUUUAUGGCCAUGAGCACAUUAAGAAGGCUAUUUUGCUGAUGCUUCUCGGGGGCAUGGAGAAGAAUUUAGACAACGGAACACAUUUGAGGGGUGAUAUCAAUAUUCUCAUGGUCGGUGAUCCAUCAACUGCAAAAUCUCAACUUUUACGAUUCGUUCUCAACACAGCACCUCUCGCGAUUGCGACUACUGGUCGUGGGUCCUCGGGUGUUGGUCUUACAGCCGCAGUGACCUCUGAUAAAGAGACCGGUGAACGAAGGUUAGAAGCUGGUGCAAUGGUACUUGCUGAUCGUGGUGUGGUUUGUAUCGAUGAAUUUGAUAAAAUGAGCGAUAUUGACCGAGUGGCCAUUCACGAAGUCAUGGAACAGCAGACAGUCACAAUUGCCAAGGCCGGUAUUCAUACCUCCCUUAAUGCUCGAUGCAGUGUUAUUGCCGCUGCCAAUCCUAUUUAUGGACAGUAUGAUCCUCAUAAAGACCCCCACAAGAACAUCGCCCUUCCAGACUCUUUACUGUCUCGUUUCGAUCUGUUAUUUGUUGUUACGGAUGACAUUGAUGAUGUUCGAGAUCGCCAGGUAUCAGAGCACGUUUUAAGGAUGCACAGAUACCGCCAACCCGGAACUGAGGAGGGUGCUCCUGUCAGAGAGGGCUCUGGGCAGACACUUGGCGUUGGCCUUGAGGAGGACAAUGCAGAGUCCGGAAGACCCACAGAAGUUUACGAGAAGUACGAUGUUCUACUACACGCUGGAGUCACCAUCACCACUGGCCGAGGAAAUGCUAGGAGGGUGGAGGUAUUGAGCAUGGGCUUCGUCAAAAAGUACAUCCAGUAUGCCAAGACCCGUAUAAAGCCUGUCUUGACCAAAGGUGCAGCGGAUCAUAUCGUAGCUACAUACUCGGCCCUUCGAAAUGAUGAAUUAGAAGGAAGUCAACGAAGGACGUCUCCAAUGACUGCACGUACUUUGGAGACGUUGAUUCGCCUUGCGACGGCUCAUGCCAAAGCCAGACUUUCCAAUCGCGUUGAUGAGCGAGAUGCAAUUGCUGCUGAAGAUAUCCUAAGGUUUGCACUCUUCAAAGAAAUCGUGGAAGACGAGAGACGGAAGAGGCGGAGAGUUGGUACCGAGGCCACUGCAGACUCAAGCGACGAAGAGGAGGAGGAGGAGGAUACCCCCAACCAACAGGCGACUAAUGAUGAUGAAGACGAUGAGAUGGAUGCCGAUGAAGAUCAAGAUCUAUAUACUGCUCCCUCAACCACUUCUCGCACAAAGAAAUCUACACGUGGUGCGACUGCAUCGCAGGUCGAGUCCCAGGACUCAUGGGCGUCUUCCCAUCGCGCUUCGUCAAUGGUCCAGUCACAAGAUGCUGGUGAAGGCUCCUCAAGCGCUGCGGCUGGCGGGGAUACACAAACGGAAGCGGUAUCUCCAGCCCGACUCCAGGUGUUCAGGAAGGCCCUUGGGAGUCUGCUCCAGAACCCUAUAUUUGGGGAAGAGGGUGUAGCUCAGUUAGAUGAGUUGCUGGUGGCCAUUAACUCUAAGAUUGGGCAGCAGGAUAACUUCGAUAAAGUUGAGGCAAAGGCGGCACUGGAAAAGAUGACCGAAACUAACCAGAUUAUGUUUACCGGUGGCAAUCUUGUGUAUAGGUUGUAA
Molecule: messenger RNA, 2577 nt
Organism: Morchella importuna
Lineage: Eukaryota; Fungi; Ascomycota; Pezizomycetes; Pezizales; Morchellaceae
Exons: 7
Coding region: 1-2577 (858 amino acids)
Biological process (GO): double-strand break repair via break-induced replication; DNA replication; mitotic DNA replication initiation
Cellular component (GO): MCM complex; nucleus
Molecular function (GO): single-stranded DNA helicase activity; ATP hydrolysis activity; ATP binding
Source: RefSeq, a predicted model, not a curated record